GCUGACGUGGAGCAAGAUAAUACAGAAGUCAGUGGUCUUCAGAUUCCGGAUGAUGGAUCUGUUGGCACUGCAAAUGUGGUCGAUCUGGAGAGCUUGGCUUUCACACAAGGUGGUCAUCUGAUGGCCAACAAACGAUGCAAAUUACCCGACGGUUCGUUCCGGGAACAACGCAAAGGCUAUGAAGAAGUUCACGUGCCCGCCCUACGACCAAAAUCACAUGAUCAGGAUGAAACAUUGUUCAAAAUUGAGAAACUUCCGGCCUAUGUGCAAGCAGCCUUUGUCGGUUUUAAAACUCUGAAUCUCAUCCAGUCACGCUUGUGCCAUGCCGCUUUGGAGACAAAUGAGAAUCUGCUGCUUUGUGCACCCACUGGUGCCGGGAAAACAAAUGUUGCCCUAUUAUGCAUUAUGCACGAGCUGGGUAAGUUCAUAAACCCGGACGGGACGAUCAAUAAGGAUGAAUUCAAAGUUAUCUACAUUGCCCCCAUGCGUUCUCUCGUCCAAGAAGUGGUCGGCACUUUUAAUCGGCGUUUGAGCAGCUACGGGAUCAAGGUGGAUGAAUUGACCGGAGAUCAUCAGCUUAGUCGCGAACAGAUCUAUGAGACACAGGUGAUCGUAUGCACUCCGGAAAAAUGGGACGUGGUCACACGACGGGGCGGCGAUGAGAGGGCAUAUAUCACCCUGGUCCGCUUAAUCAUAUUCGAUGAAAUCCAUCUGUUACACGAUGAUCGUGGUCCUAUUCUCGAGGCAAUUGUUGCACGCACGUUGCGUGCGGUCGAAUCGACCGCUGCAGCCGGUGGCGCGGGAUCAAAUGAAAUUGGGGGCGGUGCCGGCGUCCGGUUGGUCGGUCUCAGUGCCACAUUACCCAACUUUGAAGAUGUGGCCACAUUCUUGCGCGUGGAUUGUGCGAAGGGCUUGUUCUACUUUGACAACAGGCCAUGGAUGCCUAGCAGCAAUGUUGGUGCACAGAUAGCUCUCGCAACCGCCUGUAUCGGUUAUCGUGUUCAGAGUUAUUCCAUUGACUUGAAUUGCUACCGUGGAAUUGGAGAGACCGACGAGCGAUGA
This is a messenger RNA of Echinostoma caproni, 1062 nucleotides long. The record is from the annotation of a GenBank genome assembly. Lineage: Eukaryota; Metazoa; Platyhelminthes; Trematoda; Plagiorchiida; Echinostomatidae.